Messenger RNA from Ictalurus furcatus (blue catfish), 1312 nucleotides. RefSeq names its product M1-specific T cell receptor alpha chain-like. The record is from RefSeq and is a predicted model, not a curated record. The transcript has 3 exons. Bases 742 to 1257 code for a protein of 171 amino acids. Lineage: Eukaryota; Metazoa; Chordata; Actinopteri; Siluriformes; Ictaluridae.
UCAAAAUCCACAAAUGCACAGGAUGCACAAAUGCACAAAGCAAUCCACAAAUGCACAGGAUGCAAUCCACAAAUGAAUGCAAGAUAAAGUUGUGCUUGUGACAUAAAAACAUAUUUGUAAAAUACAUUUUUAUCUGCAAAUCUCAUUUUAUUUAUGUGUCAAUUUAAUUUAAUUUUGUGAAACUACUAACUACUAUAUUUGUGGAUCUCAUUCAAUGCAUUUCUCAAUUGUUUAAUAUUUGUAAAUCUCACUACAUUUAUUUGUGGAUUGUAAUUUAUUAAUUUGGAAUGAUGAAGCAAUUCUAACCCCAUAAAAUACAGACCUAUCAGAGAGAUAGCAGAAAGUUUAUGAGUGGCCAAAUCAAGAGAUAGCAGAAAGUUUAUGAGUGGCCAAAUCAAGAAGAGUUGUCAUGAAUAUGAAUAAAUAUGAGUGGGUGGAGCUGCAUGUUAAGAUAUCAGAGACAAUCUCAAAAACACAACACUGACAUUUAUUUCUAAAGCUAGAGGUCUGAACUAAACACUCAGGAUAACAAUGUUAUUCUUCAUUUUGUUUUUCUUCACUAUUGCUGAUAUUGGUAAGUCAUAUACAUUGCACAUGACUUGUUUUAAAAUGCACGUUUUAAAACGCACAAAAAGAGCAAUUAUUUAUUUAUAAGAGUUUAUUAUUAUUAAAUGGUCAUGAUAUUUUAAUAUCUUUAUAGCAGAGGCUGCUGACAACAGCAUUAAACCAGAACAAACCACCAUGUCUGUAAUUGAAGGCAGCAACACCACACUCUCCUGCACAUAUACUGGAUCAGCUUACAGUCUCCACUGGUAUCGACAAAAACCUGGAUCAAGACCAGAGUUUCUGCUUCUGAUUGAUAAAGCCAGUGAACAUGUCACACAGGCUCAACCACCUCAUCCACAUCUGUCAAUAAAACUUGAUGAAAAGAAUACGAAAGUGGAUCUGCUCAUCUCCUCUGUUACAGUGACAGACUCUGCACUGUACUACUGCGCUCUGAGGCCCACAGUGACAGGAAAACCAACUACACUGUGCAAAAAGCACUACACCUACCCCCCAGGCCUGAAUGCUCUACAUGACUCAAUCCCCCCGCAUCUGUCUGUUGAAGUUAAUGAAGAUAAACAAGUGGAUCUGCUCAUCUCCUCUGCUGUUGUAUCAGACUCUGCACUAUACUACUGUGCUCUGGAGCCCACAGUGACAGGAAAUUCAAUCACACUGUACAAAAACUUUGACCAGUUUUGUUACUCUAAAGGCUGAUUAACUACCAAAAUAAAAUAAAAAUAAAAACACAUACAAAAACACUUUGCAACAG